AGAAAUCAUGGGGCAAUGCAAGGAAAGGGUGUGCUCAUGGUGGCCGUCGUCUUCUUCGAGGAUUAUUGUGUUGGUGAUCAUACCGUUGUUUGUGGCCUUAGUGUCGGUGGCGGCUGUAAUGGGUGGCAUCGAUUGGAUCUUCGCGUCUUACUAUUCAUGGCAAUGGAGAUCUUGCACUUGCCUGCCGCCUCCUCCACCUCCUGCUUCUUCCAGUCAAUCCAUCGAUAUUGAAGAACCAAAAUACAAUAACAUAGAAGAAGAUUUAGAAUCAGCUCGAGCUGCAAUAAGAGAAGCCAGAAAUGACGAAGAAGACGACGAUAAGAUCCAUGACCCUGACUACAUCCCCAGAGGUCCAAUUUACUUGAAUGCCACUGCUUUUCACAGGAGCUACUUGGAAAUGGAGAAGAAAUUCAAGGUAUUCGUGUACGAACAAGGCGACCCGCCAGUCUUCCAUUUUGGGCCUCGCAAGGGCUUGUAUUCAGUGGAGGGGCUGUUCAUCCAGAACAUGGAGACGAGCCGGUUCCGAACCGGCGAUCCAGAGCAAGCCCAUGCCUAUUUCCUUCCCUUCAGCGUCACCAUGAUGACUCAAGUUGUUUACAUGGACGACGACUGGAUUCCCAUGAUCGACAUUGCCAAACACUAUGUCAAUGCCGUUUCAAGAAAAUACCGUUUCUGGAAUCGCAGCCUCGGAGCUGAUCACUUCAUGCUAGCUUGCCAUGACUGGCAUGAACAGUUCCCUUCGUCUUAG
This is a messenger RNA of Diospyros lotus (date-plum), 748 nucleotides long. RefSeq names its product probable glycosyltransferase At5g03795. Gene Ontology annotation, molecular function: glycosyltransferase activity. The record is from RefSeq and is a predicted model, not a curated record. NCBI's taxonomy places the organism in Eukaryota, Viridiplantae, Streptophyta, Magnoliopsida, Ericales, Ebenaceae. The transcript is spliced from 4 exons. The coding region runs from base 8 to 748 and encodes 246 amino acids.